CCCUCUUCUCCUUUCUUGACCCUUUUACACACAUGAGAUCUAAUAUUAUGUAAGCCUUUCUACUGGAUCAGUAAUCACAUAAGGCAGAGACGUAUUUGUUUCCAUGGCAACAGCCUUUCGACGCCUGCAUUUGUGUCAGGUGACAGUUAAGUGCUGACAGUUAUUUAAAAAUAUGAACAAGACAAAAAAAAUAAUAAUGUGAUUAAAAAACUAUUUGGGGAAUUAUUUUGGCAAAACAAUUACUCCGAACACGAGCUGAGUGUAGUUUUAAUAAAUGAAUGUAAUAAAUCAGUUCGGGUUGAUUAUAAGGCUGUGAAGGCGUCCGUUUUCCUUUAAUAUGUCUGAAUCUGUCCUCAGUGGAGCGACAUCACAGAGCCGGGAAUUGUUACCACAGAAAGAGUACACGUUCCGGCUGUGAGUGCUGGGAGCAGUCACACACCCGAUCAUUCAGUAGUUGCUGUCUGUUCAUGGCGAGUAACACUAAACGGCUCUCAGAGCCCAGAAGCGAAAUGAGACGGAUUGUGAUGUCUGAAAUCCCAGCCGCUGAUAGGAAAUGGUUUCUCCCCGGAUGGAAAAUAGAAGCCGAAUAUUCCAACAAAGUGCUGAUCGGGAACUGGGCCGAGGAACGGCAAGAGUUUAAGAGAGGCUCGUAUUCCACGAAGGCCAGCUGUUAUAGAACGGACUUUGUCUCGUUCCCGAUGGACGGUUCCAGGGAGAUGCUGGGGAGCUUGAUUGUCAACAAAAUGCAGGGUCUGCCAAAGAAACAUCUGAUCACCCACCAUGGAGCACCCGACUCUAAAUACUUGGUAUCAUCAUACGACGAUGAUUAUUCCAGACGUGGAAAUUCGUCUUUGCCUCCGAUUCGGACUUUUAAUGGUCACCAAUUAGCUUGGGUUCCAGAGCGCUCCAGUUAUCCUACUGUAGAGCCACCCACCAACUAUGGUCUGAAGAAGGAGAAAGAAAUGCAAUGGAGAGAAAGUUCCUCCAAAGACGUGAGAAGCGUUUAUUCCACUUCUUACAAGAAUCUGCCGCCUUCUGCCUUUGCGGUCGCCCGCUAUGGAGUGGCUCCCCGCGCUCUGUCCAGUAAUAUGAACCAAAAUAACAACGUCAACAAGAGCUUACAGCUCAGGAACCAGAGACCUCUUCAGGUUCCCGACUAUCCAGCGGGGAGAACCAAGCGCAGCACCGUGACCAAGUUACUACCUCUGCGUCAGAAACCACUGACCGCCGCGGAAUAAACGACCCCAAGGCUUUGGGGGAUAUACUUGUGUUUUGUUAGUUUAAGAAACAUAAUAAACUGAUCU
Messenger RNA from Spea bombifrons (plains spadefoot toad), 1304 nucleotides. RefSeq names its product cilia and flagella associated protein 107 (gene CFAP107). NCBI's taxonomy places the organism in Eukaryota, Metazoa, Chordata, Amphibia, Anura, Pelobatidae. The record is from RefSeq and is a predicted model, not a curated record. Bases 468 to 1238 code for a protein of 256 amino acids. The transcript has 4 exons.